AUGUUGAUACCGAGCCAAAGUUGGCAGACCCACGCGGCGGAGAAGCGCGAGAGCCUUCUUGCCAGUAUACCUGACGGUUGGAAGCUCUCGCCAGAGGACUUCACAAAAGCGAAAAGCCAACGCGACAACACUGGGGUUGUUCGAGAGCACUUGGAAGCCGCCGAAGCGUUGAUAUUAGCUAAAGACGCUCCAGAUAUCGUCAGUCACUUGAAGGAUGGGACCUACAGUGCUGUGCAGGUCACCACUUCUUCUUGCAAAGCGGCAGCCAUUGCCCACCAAAUUGGCAACUGUCUUAUGAAAUCCUCUUUGACCAGGCCUUGGAACGUGGCCAAGGCUCUCGACGCCCAUUUCAAGGAGACAGGAACGGCCUCUGGACCUCUUCACAAUCUUCCAGUCAGUUUGAAGGACCAGUUCCGCGUUAAAGGCGUCUAUACAACUAUGGGAUAUGUCGGAUGA
Messenger RNA from Podospora pseudocomata, 456 nucleotides. RefSeq lists its product as uncharacterized. The record is from RefSeq and is a predicted model, not a curated record. Bases 1 to 456 code for a protein of 151 amino acids. The transcript is spliced from 2 exons. Lineage: Eukaryota; Fungi; Ascomycota; Sordariomycetes; Sordariales; Podosporaceae.